GUUACCCUAAUUAUGAAAACUUAUUUCCGUUCAUUUCCCUGGAGAGCGCGCGAAGCCAUAUGGGGCGAGUAAAUAAGCCACAAUGUGAUUUUUUUCCCCUGUGUGCAUAAAUCCACCGGGUAGGCAUAUGAACGCUUUUUUAAGCUGCGGGAUUUGGCAAUUAGAGAUUUAUGGACAGAAAUGUCAAACCCCGGUGCAGCCUGAAGAGGACAGAGACAUCUCGUCAUUGUUUUCCCAACAUCACGCUGCGGGCUGCGCGUCACUCCCGUGUUUUGGAGCGCGGUGCAGCGAGUCCUCAAGCCAAAGUUUUUAUUUGUGCAACACAUCUUCACAGCCCCGGGUUGCAACGUUUGACAUCUGACAAUUAUCCAUCCGACGCUCCAUUAUAGCUCAACCCGCCUCAGCGUUUUGUGUGAGUUGUUGAAGGCAAAGGCUCAAAGGUUGCUGUCCAUCAACUGACACUAAUAUGAUUAUUAUCGUUUUAGGGCAGCGAGAUUCAUAAUGGCUGCUGUCAUAAUGACUCCAAGGAUUAGAAUAAUGUCUACAGGUUUGGCAUUUAUGUUGUGCGUAAACAUUUAACCGAUUGAGUUACUGUCAAAACAUUAAACUUUGAUCAGUGGUUCAUCCUCAUAUGAUUUGAAACCGAAUCUGACCAGAAUAUGUGAAGUUCAGGAUUUUCUUAGACAGAUGAGGAUACUUUAAGUCCUUAAAAAAUAUUUCACAGUGAAUAUUGACUGUUUAAUAAAUUGUCUGUUUACAUGUCAGCACGUUAUUUGCGUGGCAGCAAUGUAAAGAUUGGUGUUGUCGACUUUUUUUUUUUUUUUUUUUACAAAACUCACUGACCUGAAUAAUAGCAUUUUGAGGCUUUUAAGAGAAAUUUAUUGAAGCUGGCGCACCGCGACUGUUUGCCCUCUUUCUGGUUUCUUUUGUUUUGCUUUUAUUUCAUACUUGCAUUUCAGAUCAUCAAACAAACUCUUAAAUCAGGAAAUGAUGACAAGAUUGAAUGCAAAACUCAGUUUUCAAUUUAUGUUAUUCUUUUAAGGAAACUUGUUGAAAUAAUCAAUUAAAGUUAUAAUAGAUAAAUCAUUUAAACAGUACUUGUCAGACUACAUAAAGUAGGGUAGUUGAUCUCACAAAUCAACCGAUCACACAACAAUCUAAAGAAACUCAAGAGCAAAUGUGAAGCAAAGCUUUUGAAAUUCAUUCAGGAAAUGGUUACAAAUGUGUUUCUAAGGUUAUGGGAGUCAGUCAAACCACAGUGAAAGCCGUUCCCCAUAAAAGGAAUAAAUAUGGAUCAGUGGCUAAACUUCUCAAGAGCGACCAGCCAUGAGAUGGACAACUUGUCAAAGAGGUCAACAAAGAACCCAGUACACAACAUCUAAAGCACUGCAGGCCUUUCUUGCCUUAGCAAAGAUAAUCCACCAUAAACUGAUGGACAUCAGCAGCUCCUCCUUCAACAUGACCAACUACAAUGAGACACUAAUGUCUGAGAAUACCAGCAGAACCAAUGGUUCAGACACAACCCCACCAAUGCCCUUCAGUGAAGUCACUGCAGUAAUCUACACUACUGUCUUCAUAGUGGGUUUCUUGGGUAAUGUAUUAGUUAUCUAUGUCGUUGCCCGCUACACCAAAAUGAAGACAGUGACCAACAUGUACAUCCUGAAUUUAGCCGUGGCGGAUGAACUCUACAUCUUGGGGAUCCCUUUAAUAGGGACCAACAGUGCGUUGUCCUACUGGCCAUUUGGCAAUUUCCUCUGCAAGGUUUCCAUGACUGCUGAUGGCAUGAGCCAGUUCGCCUCCACCUUCUGCCUGACGCUGAUGAGCAUUGACCGCUUCCUCGCUGUGGUUUAUCCUAUUCGCAGUGCCAGAUGGCGAAAGCCCCGAGUGGCCAAGAUUUUGAAUGGCGUGGUGUGGUUUAUUUCAUUCCUGAUGGCGCUGCCGCUCACCAUAUUCUCAGGUGUGCAGGAUAAGUUCAACACCUGCAACAUAAGCUGGCCGGAGCCUUCAGAGUCGUGGUCCCUUGCUUUUAUCCUCUACACAUCCAUCAUGGGCUUCUUCGGCCCUUUGACUGUCAUCACCCUCUGCUAUCUAAUUAUUGUUAUCAAGGUGAAAUCUGCAGGUGUAAGAGCAGGCCUCACAAAGCGGCGCAAGUCAGAGCGCAAGGUGACACGCAUGGUGGUCAUCAUCGUGCUGGUCUUCGUGCUUUGUUGGCUUCCCUUUUUCACCAUCAACAUUGUCAACCUGUUUUAUGUCAUACCUGAGAGCAAAGUCAAUGCUGAACUCUACUUUUCCCUGGUCAUCCUCACCUACGUCAACUCCUGCGCCAACCCAGUCCUCUACGGUUUCCUCUCAGACAAAUUCAAACAGAGCUUUAAGGAAGUGCUUUGCUUCUACAAGGACGUGACUACUGCAACUAAGGACCUAGUGGAGAGCAGACAGAAUGGCAAUAAGCUCAUCCAGAUGGAGGUUGUAAGGAGCACUGAUGUUGAGCCUUUCACCGCAAAACCUGCAACGGAUUGCCAGUGAUUUCUGUCUUGUUGCUGAUCCAAGUUGUGCACUGGUGGACCACAAGGCACUCUGACGUUUUACCCAUGGGGCUUCAUACUGACAUGGAAUUUCCUGACUUUAUUUCAGUUUGCCCUGUUUUUCACUCUCACAUUUCUGCAGAGGCUCACUGAACUGUCUGAGGAACAGUUUUUUUUUUUUUUUUUUUUUUCCAAUCACUGCAUUUUUUUUGUUACAUCUUUGUGCACAGCAACAGACUGAGCAUUUUUUUGUUGUUGUAAUAUAAGAAAUUUACAAGACUGUCAAACAACUUUAAUCCCUUUAGACUUCAUUUUAAUAGUCUAUUUUUAAGAAGAUAAUGCCUUUGUUUUAGUUUGCUGUCUAUACCAUUUGUUUUGGCUUUAUAUUUAGAAUGACUGUUAUUUAGCACUGAAAGACAUCUUGAAAGGAUGUAUUAUGCUACAUGGCUCACCACUAGGUGACCGAAUCAGGAUAGUUUGAUUUAUUUACUGGCAAUAAUCAACUGAUUCGUGGUACUCUAUGUGACUUAAAUGGACAAGUGUGACAGAAGUAUCGAUGUCCUUAUGUAAAACCCAGAAGAAAAAGUCUGAUUGGUAGGAACGAUCAACAGCAUGACGGCCUGCUGAUCGUUGUGCUUUGACAAGAUUUUGACAAGGUUCAGUCAUCUCUCCCUAAAAGGCAGCAGCACUCACCCAAACAAGGAGCCUCCCCUGCCCACUGGGCAGCUGCAAGCCUCCUUCCUCCAUAAACUCUGAUUGGACUGGAUCUGAAGGCAUCUGUUGGGAGCAAACCCGGCCCCAAUAGACUUCACAACAAUCUGGUACCAGACAUUCCAGGACACAACCAGAUGUUGUUUGUGCACAUUCUGACUUGUCAAAGCUUUAGUUUUAGGAGCAAAGGAAGAUCCUGCAGGUCACAAUCUCACAUAUAGCUGACUGAUGCCAGCUAUUGUUAAAUGUCUUAUGUUGUCCAGUUCUCAGUUUGUAAUGUUUGCAGUAUUUUGUUGCAAUAGUAAGAGAGAAAACUGACCUCCUGGCUGCCAUUGUGGGAGCCUCAUUCUACGGUUUUAUGUUGACUUGCAAAUUUUUUACACAUGUUUUAGUAAUGUGAAAAAUGUCUUGUAAAAAGACAGCCAGUUGUUUGUUUUCUUAUUCUCUCUCUCUCUCUCUCUCUCUCUCUCUCUUUGGCUUACCUCCAGUUUAUGCAGUAAGGGUGGGAUGAUAUGUACGACAUAAACAUAUUUUUGUUUUUAUCUGGUUUUUGUACUGACACUGACAUUUCCUCACAGGUGUUAUCCUGAGCCCAACAAAAUGUUAACAACGCCCAUAAGAUGUUUGAAUUUGUUUGAGAAACUAACCAAGUAAAUAGGUUGAUUAAAUGACAAGCGACAUCACAUUUAUAUGUAUUGGUGAAAAUGUGAAUUCUGAAAUAAAAGGUCAUUCUGAAUCGAGCAUACAACAUAAAUGAUAACAAGAAUAGCAGUAUUAUGAAUGUUGUUACACCCUAAUUUUAGAAAACCCAUGUUUUCCCCCGCACGGGUUUUCACAAAUAAGAAAGUUAUUUUCUUUAUAUAUAUAUAUUCAAGGGCUACAUGGUUAGUUUAACACAAAUUUGUCAAAGUUUUACCUACCUGAAAAGCGGCCCGAUAUUUGACAGUUUGCUAUACAAUAAAUUUCAAGGUGCAACGCAUGCCCAAAGCAAGUCCAACACCAUACCUGACCAUUUGUUUGAGGUUUUUGUGAUGGUUGUAGCAGACAUUAGCACUUUAGUGUUCCUUAUUUGAAGAUCAUUGUCAGAGAGGGUUCUGGGUGCAUUCACAGCUUUUCAAAUAUAAUUUGUGCUAGCUUGUUCUUUACACAAGGAGAGGUAAUCCUUUCAAACAAGCCAUAUUAUAUUUCUUCUGUUUUAUUUGUCUUGUUAGGCACUUUAGCAUGCUAGCUAAAUGGUUUUAUAUCCGUUUUCCUCAAAGUUGUACAGUUUGACCUCGGGUCAUCAACUUCUGGGAUUAUUGGCAAUUGUGUUGUGAAUAGUGUUUGGUUCAUACAGGCUCUCCCAGAUUGAUCAGUGGCAGAAAUUUCAUCUAGAUCUUGAAUUAAGACGGGGCAGAUUUUCGAACCAAAAAAUUUCACUCUACCAGACAGAGUGUCAAUAAUAGAUCAAAUGCAUUAAAAUGUGUGCUAUUGUGACGUUAAAAUACAUAUUUGUCAAUUCAGGUGGAGCAAAAACUUUUUUUUUUUAUUGCUGUCCAUUUUAGUGGUUCAUUGUCGUGUUUAUGUUUUUUGUGUGUUUGUACAUCUGAUGAAAUAGGGUGUACUUUCUUUAUAUCAAAACUAUUAGCUUUGUGGAUUAUUCCAAUGUGUCUCUGCUAAUUUGUGCUAACAAACAACAACACUUAUAUUUCUAGUUUUUGACGUUUUAAAGCUUGGCGCCUUGACUUCACAAUCCCAACACUGGAAUGGCAGCUGGAUUUUACGAUGUGAAAUUUACCUCCAUUUAUUGAAAAGUUUGUUACUGUAAAAAAAAAAGGAAAAACAUAGAGAAGAAUAACAAAUUUAAUAAAACCAGACAAAAAAGACUUGACUUAAUAUCAAGCAGCUUUAGCUAAGUUCACUUAUUUUUUGUUUUGUUUUGUUUCUUAUUUUGUGAUAUUUAUAGAUCGAUGACCUCACAUCCACUCACUGCCGUUUUAAAAGUGUAAUUUUUAAUAUGUAAAAAAAGAAUGAUGUUGUAUUAAAAAAAACUUUGAUUUAAAACACAUUGCAUACACUAAAAUGUUAGCAUUUAUUUGAAAGUAACAAAUGUGGUUUUAAUGGGAUGGUAAUCGAUAGAUUUGCUGGAUAUUUUUUAAUUAGUGGUGGCAGAUUUAUUCGUAUUUUUACUAAGCGUUCACCAGAUCGUCGUGUUUAUUAAAUACUUUUACAAAAUAUCAUUUUCAGCUUUAAAAUCAAGCCACAAAUAAGCAACUGCAUUACAACUGGAGAGAAAUAUGAAUUUGUGCGAUGUCUUCUCCUGCUACUCAUUUAUAAUUAGUUUUUUAGCAAUCACCUGUGGGUUUUUCUUUCUUUACAGAGCUUAAUUAAAGACAGAUGAAUUGUUUUUGUCUGACAUGUGGAGCUCUGAUGCUGCAGAUUUAAGUGAUUCGAUGUCGUUCUCUCUGAAAUCUAUACCAUAGCUUGAAAAAAAAAAAAAA
This is a messenger RNA of Poecilia latipinna (sailfin molly), 5716 nucleotides long. Its product is annotated as somatostatin receptor type 5-like. Gene Ontology annotation, biological process: regulation of insulin secretion; neuropeptide signaling pathway; cellular response to glucocorticoid stimulus. Gene Ontology annotation, cellular component: plasma membrane; neuron projection. The transcript is spliced from 4 exons. Gene Ontology annotation, molecular function: neuropeptide binding; somatostatin receptor activity. Lineage: Eukaryota; Metazoa; Chordata; Actinopteri; Cyprinodontiformes; Poeciliidae. The record is from RefSeq and is a predicted model, not a curated record. The coding region runs from base 1327 to 2526 and encodes 399 amino acids.